Aricia agestis (brown argus) is the source of this 4432-nucleotide messenger RNA. It is a transcript of the gene Gcy, whose product is annotated as atrial natriuretic peptide receptor 1. The coding region runs from base 96 to 4334 and encodes 1412 amino acids. Gene Ontology annotation, biological process: receptor guanylyl cyclase signaling pathway; intracellular signal transduction; cGMP biosynthetic process. Gene Ontology annotation, cellular component: membrane. Gene Ontology annotation, molecular function: protein kinase activity; ATP binding; peptide receptor activity. The transcript is spliced from 22 exons. The record is from RefSeq and is a predicted model, not a curated record. NCBI's taxonomy places the organism in Eukaryota, Metazoa, Arthropoda, Insecta, Lepidoptera, Lycaenidae.
GCUAAAAAGCGACAAUAUACAUGGAUAAAACGGAUUAAAAAGGAUGAAGAAAGCGGGACUAAUAAGGCAGUAAAAUGAGAUAGAUACAAGUGAAGAUGUUAAAAGAGAUCGUUAAUGCGAUUCUCCAAUACCGUGUUAAAACUUUCCAAUUUAAAGAGAAGAGGUAUGCCAAUAAAGCCAACAUCAGGAAAAGACGAGAAAACUACAACGCCGACGAUGAUAAACAGCCAAAUCAUCCAAUGGACCAUGUUAAAACACACAAGAUUAAAACAAUCACAAAAGUAGUCGCAACAAAAGUACCUCUUAUAAUAUUACUCCUAAUUUUUCAACUGAAAAUAGUAAAUGUGAUAGAGUGUGUUAGUGUAAAUAGUGUAAGAAGUGACUUUAGAGGUCUAGAUAAUACGAGUGCAUCUAAAAUAAGAACUAGAGAUAUAAAAGAUAAGUAUCUAGAGAAUAACAUACAAAUGAUUUCUGGCGAGUCGGAUGACAAAGCGCAGGAGCAAAAUAAAUAUAAUCUAUCCGAUAGUUACUACAAGGAGAGAUUCGUGAAAGGAAUAUACUAUGAUGACGAGCACGCUGUGGGGUAUCCCCAUGACCUAGCGAGUCACUCCUAUCACUUGAAGAUGACGAAUUUACAACUGAGAAGGGAAUCUCAUCAGUUUUCUGAGAAAAUUCUGAAGCUGGGUGUUUUGCUGCCGGCUGAUCACGAUUCAGUGUUUUCGUUAGCCAAAGUCUUGCCGAUCAUAGAAAUGGCUGUCGGUUUUAUUUCGAAGCCAGAUGGACCUCUGCCAGGGUGGAAGAUUUUAGUGGACUACCGUGAUACUGGUUGUUCUUCAGUCCUAGGACCUCUGGCUGCUUUCGAGUUCUAUAUCAAUGGUUCUGCUGAUGCAUUCAUUGGACCUGGUUGCGACUACGUCAUAGCGCCUGUGGCCAGGUACUCCGGGCCCUGGCACAUACCAGUCAUUACUGCCGGGGCCCAGGCCGAAGCUUUCACCUACAAGACUCCAAAUUAUCGGACCCUGACCAGAAUGAUGGGCAGCUAUGUGCAGGCCGGCGACGCCAUUGCAAACGUUUUCGAGGAAUUCAACUGGCGGAAAGUUGGGAUGAUGUACCACAAUAACCCUGUGUCCACCGGCCAUGGAAACAGCCCAUGCUUCUUGACCCUGUCCGCAAUUUUCACGGUCCUACAGAAGCAAAGCACCAGCAAGAUCCCGAACCUACCAUUCGACGAAAAUAACAUUACCGCAAUAGAAAUAAAACAGAAACUGAAAAAACUAUCCCUGGAAACGAGAAUUGUCGUAGUGUGUGCUAACCCCACGACAGUGAGGGAGAUCAUGCUGGCUGCCGACGAGCUCGACAUGGUGUCUUCUGGCGAAUACGUCUUCUUCAACAUUGAGCUGUUUUCCAACCUCGCAUCAGCAUCGUCCAAGGAACCUUGGAAGGUGGAAGGAGACACAGAAGAGAGGAAUGAAAGAGCGAGACGAGCGUAUAGUGCCGUCCUUACCGUCACCAGCCCGGCGCCGGAGAAGAAAGAAUACUUAGAGUUCUCUGAUCAGGUAAAGGAAUUAGCGGCGACGAAAUACAACUAUACAUUUGGCAAGGGAGAGGUGGUCUCGACGUUCGUGGCGGCUUUCUACGACGCGGUGUUGCUAUAUGCCCUGGCUUUGAACGACACUAUGGCGCAGGCUGAGUUUCCCAAUGGGCAGCUUGAUGGAGCAGCGGUUAUUCGGAAUAUGUGGAGCAGGACUUUUCAAGGUAUUACGGGAGAGGUGAUCAUCAAUGACAAUGGAGACCGAGUAGCUUCAUACUCACUCCUGGACAUGAACCCACAUACAAGCAAGUUUGAGGUGGUGGCGACAUACGUGGCCGCGAACGCGUCGCUCCAGUUUGUGGAGAACCGACCCAUACAUUGGGCGGGCGGGCGGACCUCCCCACCCCCGGACACCCCCAAGUGCGGCUUCGACGGCUCCCUCUGCCCUGACAACUCUUUACCCGUCUACGCAAUAUUGAGUAUCGUCCUCAGUUCUGUUGUGGUGAUCCUGGCUAUUCUCUCCAUGUUUAUAUACAGGCACUACAAACUGGAGGCAGAGAUAGCGAUGAUGACGUGGCGCGUCAGCUGGAGCGACGUGCUGCUACCGGGCGGUCGGCUGCGCGGGAGUAUGCACUCGCUCGCACGAAGGUAUAGCGCCGGGACCGCAUACUCAGACGAGGGUACCUCGUUGGCUGGUGACCGUCAAGUCUACGCUCCGUGUGGCUUCUACAAAGGCUGCCGAGUCGCUAUCAAGAAGGUGGACAAACAACGUAUAGACCUCACCAGACCUCUCCUUCUGGAACUCAAGAAGAUGAAGGACUUAGAACAUGAUCAUCUAGCACGAUUUUAUGGAGCAUGCGUUGAUCCACCGCACUGCUGUCUACUGACCGAGUACUGUCCGAAAGGAUCUCUCCAAGAUAUACUAGAGAAUGAUACGAUCAAACUGGACUGGAUGUUCAAAGUCAGCCUCAUGCAUGAUAUUGUCAAGGGCAUGCACUACCUCCACAGCAGUGACAUAAGAUCUCACGGAGCUCUCAAGUCCAGCAACUGCGUCGUGGACUCAAGAUUUGUACUCAAGAUCACGGACUUUGGACUCAACGCCUUAAGAACUUCUGAGAAGGACUCGCGGGCACAUAGUUAUUGGACACGUCAGCUGUGGACGGCGCCGGAGCUCCUGCGCAUGACGGAGCCCCCGCCGGAGGGGACACAGAAGGGCGACGUGUACUCAUUCGCGAUCAUCAUGCACGAGAUCGUCAACAGACAAGGCGUGUUCUGGCUCGGCGCGGGAGUCGAUAUGUCGCCUAUUGCAAACAAUGAAUGGAAGAAUAUAAAAGAAAUAAUCACGGCGGUGAUCAGCGCGGGUCUGCGGCCCAACACGGUGCAGAACAGGUCGUGCGAGGCGGACGACGCGACUGAUCUCAUGCGGCGCUGCUGGGCCGACGAGCCGGGGGAGAGACCGGACUUCGCGUAUCUGAAGGGCGCGAUACGGAGACUUAACAAGGCCCAGGAGAGCGGCAACAUAUUGGACAACUUGCUAUCCCGAAUGGAGCAGUACGCGAACAACUUGGAGUCCCUCGUGAGCGAGAGGACGCAGGACUAUCUGGAGGAGAAGAAAAAAUGCGAGGAACUGCUGUACCAACUGUUACCUAAGUCAGUGGCCUCUCAGCUGAUUCACGGUCAGUCCGUGGUAGCGGAGACGUUCGAGCAGGUGACCAUCUACUUCAGCGACAUCGUGGGUUUUACGGCGCUGUCCGCCUCCUCCACGCCCAUGCAGGUGGUCGACCUGCUCAACGACCUAUACACCUGCUUCGACAGCAUCGUCGAGAACUACGACGUGUACAAGGUGGAGACGAUAGGCGAUGCGUACAUGGUGGUGUCCGGCUUACCGGAACGGAACGGGACGAGGCACGCGUGCGAAGUUGCGCGGAUGGCGUUAGCCCUGCUUGACGCCGUCCGGCGCUUCCGGAUCAGGCACCGGCCGUGCGACCAGCUGAAGCUGAGAAUUGGACUCCAUUCCGGUCCAUGCGUAGCUGGUGUGGUUGGUCUGAAGAUGCCUCGAUACUGUCUAUUUGGUGACACAGUGAACACAGCUUCAAGGAUGGAGUCCAACGGGGAAGCCCUGAAGAUCCACGUGUCACCGACAACAAAAGCCCUUUUAGAUACGUUUGGGACCUUCCAUUUAGAAUGCCGAGGCGAAGUCGCUAUGAAGGGAAAAGGAACUCUAGUCACAUAUUGGUUAUUGGGGGAGAUCGUGGAUCCGAACGCACAAAAGGAAAUUCGGAAGCCGCCAUUAGCAAAAUUGCAAUCCCAGUCCAUACAGAGUGGAUCACUAUCCCAUCUGACACCGUUCAAACAACGAUUGGACGGCUCGAGAUCGUCUAGCAGACGCGGUUCGGGAGUUUUCGUCCAAAAACCUGACGUGAACAAGCUUAUCAAAGAAGCACAGCCAAAAUUACAGGUGAUAAAACUACAGAGGCAACAUUCCGAUCCCACUGAGAUAGUCACCAACGGUAUAGACGACAAACAGGAUAAGCUAAGUAUUUCAAAUUCCAUACCCCUAAACGUGAACUCUCUGAACCAUAAGGUGUGUCAGAGUGGGCAACCUAAAGUGAAACUGAAAGAUUGUCAGACCAAAUCCUUGGGUAAUCACAAAACUAAAACAGGGAAUAAUAAUUGGAUAGCUAAAAUACCGACUGCUACAUCCUUCGACAAUGGUAUCAAAAAGAGUGACGAACAUUUGAAGGACUACAGCAGCGUUCCUCUCCUAUCCAAUGGUGAGCUACCGAAUGAUUCGAUAGUAUAAAUAUAAGCAUAAUUUCUGGUCAUAGAUCAUUGCAGGUAGUCACAAUAAUUUUUAGAUAAAAGUACGCAACACAAAAUUAAUGGUCGUGAAAAAUAUAU